AUGCGGGCCGCUGGUAACGCGCUGUUUCUCGACCUGGCUGUUGGCUACACGGGUCACCCUGCCCCACCCCACCCCGCCUGCCCCCCAGCCCCCUAUGAGAUGAGUGACACCCAAGACCCUGCCACUGCCCCUGCGGUUGCCACCCAGGUAAAGCUGGGGGGCUGGAGCCGUCAAGGCGUGGGCAGUGGGUCUCUCCGUUCCCCCCAGCACCAGGAGCUCCAGGCCUUCCUCAGCCUUCUGGAGCACAGUUUCCUCCAGGAAUUCCUCUCCAAAGAUCCCUGUUUCCAGAUUUCGGAUAAGUACCUCCUGGCUAUGGUGCUGGUCUACUUCCAGCGUGCCAACCUGAAGCUCUGCGAGUACACCCACAGCAACCUGUUCUUAGCUCUGUACCUUGCAAAUGACAUGGAGGAGGAUCUGGAGGACCCCAAAUGUGUGAUUUUUCCGUGGGCCCUGGGCAAAGAUUGGCGUCGUCGCAUGUCAGACUUCCUGCACCAGAGGGACAAGCUGUGGGCACGGAUGGGCUUCCGGGCCGUCGUGAGCCGCCAGUGCUGUGAGGAGGUCAUGGCCAAGGAGCCGUCCCACUGGGCCUGGACUCGGGAUCGGCGCCCCCACCACGGCAGGGCUCAGAGGAGCUGUCCAAAGGCCCAGGUUCCCCUCCCCCGAGGCCCCGGCCUCUCACCACCCCACUGUUCCCUCUGUGGCUUGCCCCCUCACCGCAGCCACUGCUGCCACUACCCCUGCCCCUUGCCUGUCUUAUCCAAGUGCCCUUCCCCAGACCCCGAGUGGCGUCGCGCUGCCUGCCAAGCCUGUGUCUCAGUGCCUGAAGACCCCUGGGGUGGGGGCUUCCUCAUCGUCCUGCCGCUCCGGCUGCAGCUGGAGCCAGGCACCUAUACCCUCCACCGUGAGUUGGGGACAGGAGCUGAGGGUGGCCUUGGGAGCCCAGGAGGCGGGUAUGGGGCCCAACAGAAUGAGAAGGAGGGGCACGGGGCCUGGGGUCCAGCAGGCCUGGGCACCAUCCCAGCUCUGCCACCUCCUGGCUGGGUGAGCUUGACAAGUUUCCUCUCUGAGCUGCUCUCUGUCCUUCUCCCCCUAGUUUUCCCAAAGCCUCGGCAGUGCCCUGGGCGCUGACACUCACUUGCAGGGUGAAGAGCAGCCUGCUGGCUUGCCCGCUGACCCAGCGCUCUACUGCCUGCGCCCCUGUGGCCUCCUGUCUAUGGACCUCAGGCUGGCAGUGCUGCCCAUGCCCCCUGCCCCCUGCUCCCAACUUGCAACUGUACCCACUCUGACCGGGGUCCCCUCUAAUAAACUCGUGUCCACAGGACACCAACUG
Messenger RNA from Ceratotherium simum simum (southern white rhinoceros), 1330 nucleotides. RefSeq names its product speedy/RINGO cell cycle regulator family member C (gene SPDYC). NCBI's taxonomy places the organism in Eukaryota, Metazoa, Chordata, Mammalia, Perissodactyla, Rhinocerotidae. Gene Ontology annotation, biological process: positive regulation of cyclin-dependent protein serine/threonine kinase activity. The record is from RefSeq and is a predicted model, not a curated record. Gene Ontology annotation, molecular function: protein kinase binding.